Messenger RNA from Zea mays, 1446 nucleotides. Its product is annotated as late embryogenesis abundant protein-related / LEA protein-related. NCBI's taxonomy places the organism in Eukaryota, Viridiplantae, Streptophyta, Magnoliopsida, Poales, Poaceae. Bases 241 to 1236 code for a protein of 331 amino acids. The transcript is spliced from 2 exons. The record is from RefSeq and is a predicted model, not a curated record.
GGCAUCGCCCUUGCUCACUCUUGCAGCCAGCCAGAGGCCAGAGCCACCGCCGGCCAUGGCCGGGCAAUGGCACCCCCAUACAUGCAUGCAUGAGUGGUCGAGCUGUGAGUAGUAUAAGUUACCCCGCCCUCUCCAUCCAGGCAUCCAUCCGUCACCAUACCAUCGAGCCAAUUAUUAAGAGAUCGAGCUCCAUCCAUCCAUCGUCAUAACAGUGAGUAGUAAGCUCGCUUGCAUUGCAUAAUGGCGCGGUGGUCGUCGGCAGCGUCGGCCGCCUUGCUGGGCGCGACCCUGCUUUACAGCGUGAUGGCUCUGACGACGGCGUUGGCGCAGCAGCCGGGCAACAACAUGCAAGUGAUCAACAUGGACGGCCGCCGCAACAGCAAGUUCACCUGCGCCGACACCAAGAAGGACUCGAAGCGGCCCGGGUGCAGGGCCACCUGCCCCACCCGCUGCCCCAAGAAGUGCCUCGUCCUCUGCCCAACAUGCAAGACCUUCUGCUUGUGCGACUUCUACCCCGGCGUGUCGUGCGGCGACCCGCGCUUCACGGGCGCCGACGGCAACACCUUCUACUUCCACGGCAAGAAGGGCCAGGACUUCUGCAUCCUCAGCGACGCCGGCCUGCACAUCAACGCGCACUUCAUCGGCAGCCACAACUCGGCCCUGAACCGCGACUUCACCUGGAUCCAGGCGCUGGGCAUCCGCUUCGCGCACCACAGCCUCUACGUCGGCGCCGCCAGGGCCGCCGCGUGGGACGCCGCCGCCGACCACCUCGCGCUCGCCUUCGACGACGACGCCGUCCUGCUCCCGCGCGCCGUCGGCGCCCGCUGGUCCCCGCACGCCGCGCCGGCGCUGUCCGUCACGCGCACCGCGGACGCCAACGCCAUCGUCGUGGAGCUACGGGGCGUCCUCCGCGUCGUGGCCCACGUCGUGCCCAUCACCGCCGAGGACUCGCGAGUCCACGGCUACGGCGUCGACGCCGGCGACUGCCUCGCGCACCUCGACCUCGGCUUCAAGUUCUACGACCUCACCGACGACGUCCACGGCGUGCUCGGCCAGACCUACCGCGCCGACUACGUCAACAGGCUCAACGUCACCGCCAACAUGCCCCUCAUGGGAGGCGCCGACACCUUCCGCUCCUCGGGACUCUUUGAGGCCGACUGCGCGGUAGCAAGGUUCGGUCGAAACACCGCCGGCACCGGCAUCGCCAUGGUCACUGACGGCGCCAAGUACCUGUAGACGUACAAAAAACCACGACGACGAGCUGAUCGAGAAGGAAGACCAGCAGAACUAUAUAUAACGGUUGUUGUAUUAUUGUUUUAAUAUUCAGACCAACCUAUUGUAAUACGAUAUGCAAAAGGAGAAAUAAUUCAGGACGACGGAGCAUAUAUCGAAUGCACCUACGUAUGUUCUCUGAGAACAAAUAAGCAGAAUCAUAGUUUGGACCUA